GAAAUGAGGGCGCGGAUGAAGGCGGCCGUGCCGACUGAUGUGAGCCGCCGCCGUGGAGAGCUGCUUUAUUCAGGUGGCCGGCUCCUCUCCCGCCGGAGCGCCGCUCUGGACACUUCCUCUUCUUCUCCCGUUUCCUCUUUUUCAUUCAUAACUUUGAUUGAUGAAGACACUUUCUGGAUGAAGCCUCUCCUUUGAAGCCUUAACUCCGCCUUGCAGACUGUCCCAACAGUCUUUAGCGAGUGUGUUGGAGAGAGGAAGACCCAGUUCUGCAGCUGAGAGAAUGUUCCUGUGGGCUGGAACUAAAGGAGUGCAGGGACCAGGAAAUCAAAGAAGAACCAUUUAUCAGAAGAUCAGGGAGUAUGACGUCCUGGACAAGAGGAAGACAGUAACCGCUCUGAAGGCAGGCGAGGACAGAGCCGUCCUGCUGGGGCUAAGCAUGGUCCUGUUCUCUGCUGUCACCUACUUCAUCUUGGGCAUCACCAUGGUGCGCGCCUACAGGGACAGUGUGUGGACAGAGGAGUCGAGCUGUACAGUACUGAACUCCAGUAUUAUAGCGGAGAUCAACUGUAGUUACAGUUGCGGUGCAGAGUGUAGGAGGAGCUCCAGGUACCCCUGUCUGCAGGUCUUCAUCAGCGUGAACUCCUCUGGCCGCGUCCUGCAGCUCUCCCACAACGAGGAGGCUCAAGAGGCCAACCCCGAGUGCUUCUACAUCCCCAAGUGCCGCAAGGAGUACUCCGUGUCACACGCCCUGGUGACGGACAUCUCUGAGCGGCUGAAGGCAUACGGUCAGGUACCCUGCUACUGUGACCCCACAGGACAGCAGGACAGCGCGCUGCUCACACGUCUCUAUGGUCGCAGAGCUGUCCUGUCCUCAUUGCUCUGGCCCACGUGCACGCUCGUGAUGGGCACGCUCAUUGUCGCCAUGGUGAAACUCACACAGUACCUCUCCAUUCUCUGUGAGCAGAUUAGCCGUAUCAAAAGGACUGGUCUCCCUCCGCGUGCAGGGACCUUACACUCCGUGGACGGGACGAAGUUUAACAGGCUAAUUCUGGACCGGCUCUGAACGCAGCCAUGGAAACACUAAAGGUCAAAGGUGGAAAGACUCUUCUGCUCAACCCUGUUUCCUACACUUCCAUAAGAACCAUCAAGCUCACGAGUCCGCGCCACCUCGUGUGCUCCGCUUCUGAGCCCCUGUUCAUUUAAGCCAUCACUCCACACUGUAGUGGCAAGCAUGAGGCUUUGGUGUCAGAUGGUGUGACCCCCUUCUCUGGCCCCUUCUCUGACUGACCCACCGGCACCUCAGCGGCAGACACUGGGAGUCUCACAGCAGAAGAACACAUCUGCUCCAGCUCCUGGGAAUGUGAGUUUCCAAGCCGCCAUGUUGCGGAGCAUCCUUCUGUUUCCCAGCCCUAUCUAAGAAACUGCCACCGCGACGGGUCUCCAGAAGAGCCAACCUCGACGUUUUCACAUCCUACACUUCUGGAGAAGUCCCCAGGCAACGUGAGCGCACGCGCUCAGAACUCUCUGAGGAGGAAUAACUGCAGUGCCCAUAAAAGGAUGAUGGACGAUGGAGUUGAUAAGUGACCCAAAGCACAACGACCUCACUGAACUUGCAUAUGUGCGCAACCGAGCGAUCAUUUCCGUGCACCAUGUGAACAUAAUCGAUGACGUACUCCCCCAUUCAAUAUCACUCACUGCUUGAUUUGCGAUUACAAUGGCCAUUUAUUUCCAAAAGAAGAAAAAUUCCACUCAUGUUGACAAAUGUUUGUUGUUUGUUUAGAAAUCUAAAGCUUAAAGUACCCCUGCAUAAUUAGUACAGAGUAAUGGAUUCUACACUUUAUUCUUGAUGACUUUUUGUUUCAAAUUCUUCUUUUUAUAGGUUUUAUAGGAUCUCAGAAAGAAAACGAUGAAUAUAAUAAAUAUAAAUAAAUAAACAUAACACAGA
Molecule: messenger RNA, 1945 nt
Organism: Electrophorus electricus (electric eel)
Lineage: Eukaryota; Metazoa; Chordata; Actinopteri; Gymnotiformes; Gymnotidae
Gene: s100p
Product: S100 calcium binding protein P
Biological process (GO): potassium ion transport; detection of calcium ion
Cellular component (GO): voltage-gated potassium channel complex; membrane
Molecular function (GO): calcium-activated potassium channel activity; potassium channel regulator activity
Source: RefSeq, a predicted model, not a curated record